CCUACCUACCCCUCUAUGGUGAAAUUGUUCGACGCCUCGAGUUUCACUGCCGAACCGCUGCGCAUUCCGAAGAGGAUGAGCAUGGCGCAACUUCCUUUGCAAUAUAUUUCAACUAAGGACUGCUUGUGGGUAUGGCCACAGCUUCCACCAGAGCUUGUGGUUCACGUCGCGAGUUUUUUGCCCGCGAAUGAGAUAGCAUGUACUAUACGCCUAAUCAACAAGGCCGCAGCGGCGCAGUUCAGCAGUCCCAAGCAUAAAAUAGUGCGCUUCUCCGAGCCGAUUCCGCCUCAUGCCUUCUCGCAGCUCUGCGAUAACCCUGGCGCGCUGCGAACGUCCACAUUCAAGCAGCGGCGACAGCUGCUUUGUCUUGCGGCUCGCGGCGGCGACCUUGCCAGCCUCUCAGUGGCUUUGACAAUUACGGGUGCAGGCGAUAUUCUGUUGGCUUUCUCUGAGGCGCUGGAGGCCGCUGCUUCCGCAUGCCAGUUGGAAGCAUGUCAACUCCUGCGACAGCAGGGCUGCCCCUGGGGAUCCGCCCUCGCCGCUGCAGCAGCAUCCAAUCAGCUAACCGCUUGCAAAUGGCUGCUUGCCAACGGCUGCCCCUGGAGCGAGGAAGCCGUGUACGCAGCAGCUCGCGGCGGCCAUGUGGACAUCAUGGAUUGGCUGCUGCAGCACCGACCCCAGGGCUUCCGCCUACUGGGGCUGCUAGGGGCUGUGGCCGAGGGCUGCGACCUGCAGACACUGCUCCGGAUGCACUCUCUCUGUCAGCAGGCCGACCUAGGCGACUUUCCCUCCAGCCGCACGCUCUCCGCUGCCGCAAGCAGCCGCACGCCUGACUGGCAGGCCAAGGUGGCCUGGGUGGAGGCGCAAGGGGUAGGCAAGGACGCCACCGCCUGCGUCAAGGCCGCGGCCUGUCCGGAUGCAGUGCAGCGCCUGGGCUGGCUGCGACAGCGGGGCUACUCGGCGGCAUGCAGCAUGCUGGCCUGUGAAGCGGCGCGCCGCGGCAACAUCGACCUCCUGGAGGAUCUGCUACUGCUGCAGCAGCAGGAUGUGCGACGGUGGUUCCGCUUACAUGGCGAUCCCGAAGAUUCCGACGACGAGCCCGACCCCUUUGAGCAUGAUGCUACACGGUUUAACUUGCCAGCUUGUGAAAUGUCGUACACAGCCAGUGUGGCGGCUGCGGAGGGGCACCUGCGUGUGCUGCAGUGGCUGUACGAACACGGUUGCUGUCGCCGCAUGAGGGCCAGGGAGCUGUGCACCGUGCUGUGCGAGGCGGCCCGGGGCGGACAUCUGCAUGUGGUGGCAUGGCUGGUGGAGGUCCUGGGGGAGGAGCAGCUGGCCAAGAUGAGGCCGCCGGACUGGGCCGCCGUGUGCAGCCAGGCAGCCAGUUCGGGCGGGCUGGAGCUGCUGCGGUGGCUGCAGCAGCACCGCGGGUGCCGUCUGGGGGAUGAGGGGUGCUUUGUGGGUGCGGUGGAGGCGGGGUGCGAGGAGGUGCUGGAGUGGUUGGUGCAGCUGGGCUGCCCCUUGCCGGCCAACGGCGCAGUCUACGUUACUGCCGCCCGCGCCGCCGACCUGGCCACCCUGCGCUGCCUGCGGCGGCUGGACUGCCCCUGGGACCCCGCCGGCGCCACCCACGCCGACUGCGUUCGCGCGGGGUGCCUCCCUGCUGUGCUGCGCUGGCUGGCUGAGGAGGGCUGCCCGGUGGCCUACUGGGGCCAUAGACCGGCCGGGCAGCAGGAGGAGGAGGAGGAGCAGGAGCAGGCGGCCGAUGCGGGGCAGCAGCAGCUGGCGAGGAGGCGGCGGCAGCAGCAGCGGGAGGUGGUGCUGGUUUCGGAGGAGGAGUGGCGGCAGCAGCAGCAGCAGAGGCAGGGCGGUGCUGCAGGAGCGGUACUGAGCGGGUCCUGCAACCUAGAUCUGAUGGUUGCUGCUCCUGGCUCUCCUGCUGCUGCUCUCGCUGGUAUUGGAGAGGAGGCGCGGAGGUUCAGCGGCAAGUGCAGUAUGCGGCGCAGGGGGUGGCUGAGCGACUGCCUGCGGAGACUGGCGGAUGCCGUGGGCAGGAGGCAGGUGUAGGGCGGAUGAAUGGGGGCUGUGGCGGAGGAUGAUUGGGGGCAACUGUUGGCGUGCGUGUUGCUUUGUUUGCUGCUAAGGCCACAAGAGAGAAGGGGUCCGCUUGUUUCUGCCGGUGUGGUCAACAGGCGUAUGUUGGUGGCUGUGGAGGGGUGGAAAGAAGCAAACUUGGUUCUCAUCCUCUUGAUGACACAGCGGCGUUUCAACUGACGCGUCAGCAGCUGCUGUACGUACAAUCGUACAGCACAAGCAUGCAA
Molecule: messenger RNA, 2321 nt
Organism: Astrephomene gubernaculifera
Lineage: Eukaryota; Viridiplantae; Chlorophyta; Chlorophyceae; Chlamydomonadales; Astrephomenaceae
Source: the annotation of a GenBank genome assembly